Messenger RNA from Paramuricea clavata, 1088 nucleotides. NCBI's taxonomy places the organism in Eukaryota, Metazoa, Cnidaria, Anthozoa, Malacalcyonacea, Plexauridae. The record is from the annotation of a GenBank genome assembly.
AUGCUGAAUAUAAUCACGUAUGGCAAAGAAGCUCCAGCAAUGUUACAUGUCAGUGACGGCGGACAUUUUGAAAACUAUGGCCUGUUACCGCUGUUGAAGUUGCGACUACCGAAAAUCCUUCUCGUUCAUGGUUUGGAAAUUAAAUCGGAUGACGACUACGCCAGGGAUAUCAUAGUGGCAAUGGAGCAUGCGCGAAAGUUAUUCAAUUGCUCCUUUACUUCAAUGGCUGGAAAUGACAUGUUGAAUGACAUAGAGGAAAAGUACGGAAGAGAUGUGUUAGAUCAUAUAAGAAAACAUAAUUGUGGAGACAUUGUGUUGAAUUAUAUAAACAACCAGUUGGGAAGCGAUGUGUUGACAGAUAUAAAGAAUGAGUUUGUCGAAAAACGUUCAAGGAAAUACGAAUUCAAAGUUCAUUACUCAAAAGAUAAUUCAGAGGGUAGGUAUAUAUUUCAACACAUUAAACCCAAAGUGUUCAGCAUACAGUAGUGCUCAGGCAUUCAAAUUAUAACAAUAGGAUAAUUUCUAUAGAGGAUUCUUCUUUGGGGGGGACACACUGUACAUCAUACAUUCAAGUAUGAUCGUAUGAUGAUGAUACAUGUGUAUAUACGUGUACAUGUAGUUGUUAUUUUUAUGUAGAUGACAAUGGAGUUAGCGAAGGGCAUAUUGUCCUUAUUGCUCCGCGCUCACCUGACGGGGUUGAUGCGAGGUCCGAGGAAAAUCCUACAUGCUCAGACGCAUUAGAGAGGUUUCACCAUCAAGGCGAAGGCGGGCCUGGACGGGGUAAUGCGAGCACGUCGGAGAGAAAUCUCCAAAAUUAUCCCAAAUGGCAUGAAGAUUGUGAAGAAAGAGAUUUGGAUAAAAAGUGGGGUCUGGGGCCGUAUCUGACGGAAGGUGAUGUGAAGAAUAUUGAAGGAUGCCCCGGAGGUAUUGGUUGUUGUGAGUGCUGUCAUAAAAAUUGGUGUGGCAGCUGUUUCAAAUUUCCUUGUCACCCAACAGCAAACCAGUUUUAUACUCCUUCAAUGUUUACUGCUUAUCACAGAGAAGGAUACAGAGUGUGUAUGGAAUGCAACGAGUUUUUAGAAAAAUAA